GGAGAGCGGGAGAAAGAAGCGUCUGCGCUGGCAAGCUCUCCCGGCAGCGCCGAGAGCCAGAGCUGCGGUGCUGCUGCGCCGAUGCUCCGUACGUUCGCAGUAACGGGUAGAGCGGAAGGCUCCGUGGCCAGGGAAGAGCGGCACGGACACGUUCCUGCUCGCUCCGUUGCACCGGAAUUUCGACGGCUGGGUUCGGCCGCUAAAUUGAUGGCGCUACCGGAAGAAAUUUCAGAAAAAAAGGGUGGCUUUUUCGUCGAUCUCUUUGUGAGAGUAUCAAAUCAGGCGGCGGUAAAUACGUAGAAGCAGCUGGGCGUACUACGGCGUGUACCGGACAGCGUUGGCGUGCCGCUCUGCUAGCAGCGGAGAGCCAGAUGAGGAUGCCCGUGAUAUGAGAAAAGCUCUGUCCAGAGAUAUGGAGACGAAAUCAGUUGUACCUCACCCUGUGACACCGGAAGACAUUGAGUAACUGUAAGCUGUGAUGCUCAGUGAAAUUACUAAGAGCGUUAAGUUUCCCGUGCCUUUGCUUUCACUCUCCCAUUCUCUUGUCUUGCGGCACGUCGCAUUUGUUGAGGCCGUGGAAGCGACACCGGGAGCGAUGGGUUGUCAGAACCAGGUCCUCCUGCCUGUCGCUGGUUUUGCUUACCUUCGCCGUCUCUGUGUACCAGCCUGCAUCUCUCUCUCUGUUCCUCAAUCCCUGUCCUCUCUUCUCUGUUCUGCUUUGUUUCGCUGCGUAUGUCCCGUUCCCUGUCCCACCUUUAUGGUUCCUUCCUUCUUCCUCGCCUUUUUCUUUGUCCUUUUGUCCUGCUCCCCGACCCUGUUUCUCGCUCCAUCUGACCGUCCUUUUCCUGGCACCUUUGUGUCUCUGCUCCUUGCCCCCGUCUUUCUCUCCCCUCUGCCCAGUCCUCGUCUCCCUCUUUUGUCUCUCUGUCCCUCUGUCCUCCUUCUGCCUCUGCCCCUCUGUCCUGCUCCCUGCCCCUCUUGUUCUCACUCUGCCCCAGCGUCCCGCUCCCCGGUCCUCUUUCCCUCUGUUGCUCUCUCCUUUUAUCUCUCCUUCUCCCUGCUCCCCAGCCCGGUUCUCUCACGCUCCCGCUUCCUUUUUUUAUUCUCUGUUGCUCUGUCCUGCUCCCCGUGCCGCUGUCCCUCGCCGUACCUCUCGGUCCGGCUCCCUGCCCUUAUUCUCUUUUCCUCCCUCGCCGUGGCGCUGCCCGCCCAGGGUCGUUUCUGCCUCUCUGUCCCGCUCCCCGUCCUGGUUUGUCGGUCGCCGUCCCGCUGCCUCUCUUCCUGCCGCUUCUUCCUCCCUCUCUGUCAGGCUCCCUGUCCCCGUCCUUCACUCGCCGUCCCUUUCCUUGCCUCGUGCUUUCUCGCUCGCCGCCGCCGCCCCCCCCAUCCAGCUGGCUGCCCCUUUUCUCCUCUCUUCUAGCGUCCUGCAGCUGGCUCCUCGGUUUUGGCGGCAGCCUGCAC
Molecule: messenger RNA, 1461 nt
Organism: Grus americana (Whooping crane)
Lineage: Eukaryota; Metazoa; Chordata; Aves; Gruiformes; Gruidae
Exons: 4
Coding region: 479-1420 (313 amino acids)
Source: RefSeq, a predicted model, not a curated record